Molecule: messenger RNA, 1410 nt
Organism: Cynocephalus volans (Philippine flying lemur)
Lineage: Eukaryota; Metazoa; Chordata; Mammalia; Dermoptera; Cynocephalidae
Product: tripartite motif-containing protein 64C-like
Exons: 7
Coding region: 1-1410 (469 amino acids)
Biological process (GO): regulation of gene expression; innate immune response; protein ubiquitination
Cellular component (GO): cytoplasm
Molecular function (GO): protein binding; zinc ion binding; ubiquitin protein ligase activity
Source: RefSeq, a predicted model, not a curated record
AUGGAUUCAGAUACCUUGCAAGCCUUCCAGAGUGAGCUCACAUGCUCCAUCUGCAUAAACUACUUCAUAGACCCUGUCACCAUCAACUGUGGUCACAGCUUUUGCAGGCCCUGCCUAUACCUCUGCUGGGAGGAAGCCCAAACGUCAAUGUGCUGCCCUGAGUGCAGGGAAAUAUCAGAGAAGCCAGACUUCAAAACCAAUAUUGCACUCAAGAGGCUGGCUUCAGUUGCUAGACAAGCCAGACCUUGUCACGUUGACAGCUCUAAGGACCAGAUCUGUGUGGCACACAAGGAGGCAAAGGGGCUCUUCUGUGAAGUGGACAGAAACCUGCUCUGUGGACCCUGCUCUGAAUCACUGGAGCACAGGGCUCGCAGCCACAGUUCGAUAGAAUGUGCUGCGGAGGAAUACCGGGUGGAGAAAUUUCUAAAGAAAAUGGACACCUUACGGAAAAUGACUCAGGAGAUGCAAAACCAUCUAACUCAGGAAACUAGUAAAAUCCAUUCAUUAGCGCACUAUGUGGCUUUACAGAAGGUGACGAUCAAAAUUCAAUGUCAGAAGAUACAUCUGUUUCUCCACGAGGAGGAGCAACUCCAUCUAGAGACAAUAGACAGAGACGCAGCGGAGACUUUCCAGCAACUCAGGAACAGUGAAGUCAGGAUGACCCAACAGAAAGAACACCUAGAAGAAAUGCACAGAGAGCUGGCUGAGACGUGCCAGAAGCCUGCCGCGGAGCUGCUCCAGGACUUUGGAAACAUAUUGGAAAGGACUGAGCUGGUGCUGAUGCAAAAGCCCCAGCCAAUGAACCCAGAGCUCAAUUCAUGGCACAUCACUGGAAUCCUAGACAUGCUGAACCACUUCAGAGUGGAUAAUCCUCUGAGGAAGGAAACAGCCAGUUGCUACAUGAGUCUUUCUGAAAAUGUCAGAAGUAUGAUAUUUGGAGAUGACCAUCACUCUGUAUCCAGAGAGCUCCAGACUGUGGAGAGUUUUGCGGCAUGGGGGGCUCAGGCCUUUACCUCUGGUAGGCAUUACUGGGAGGUGGACCUGGCUCACUCCUCCAGCUGGAUUCUGGGAGUCUGUAAAGAUUCCUGGACAGGUGAUACUGAUAUCAUUCAUGAUUCUGAAGAAUCAUUUUUACUAUUUUCUUUUAAGAGGGGUGAUCGUUAUAGUCUCUCCACCAACUCCCCACCCUUAACUCAGUAUGUGAAAAGGCCUCUGGGCCGAGUUGGGGUGUUUCUGGAUUACGACAAUGGAAUCGUGAGCUUUUACGAUGUUUACAAAAGCUCCCUCAUAUACAGUUUCCUUCCUUCCUUCUUCUCUUCUCCUCUUACGCCUUUCCUUUGCCUUGCUUCCCCGUGGAAAGCCAGGCUUCAUGAUGAUUUACUUGUGAGUUCCCAUGUCGGAGGAAACUAA